Messenger RNA from Cucurbita maxima (winter squash), 2217 nucleotides. RefSeq names its product probable receptor-like protein kinase At1g11050. Gene Ontology annotation, molecular function: protein kinase activity; ATP binding. The transcript has a single exon. NCBI's taxonomy places the organism in Eukaryota, Viridiplantae, Streptophyta, Magnoliopsida, Cucurbitales, Cucurbitaceae. Bases 238 to 2121 code for a protein of 627 amino acids. The record is from RefSeq and is a predicted model, not a curated record. Gene Ontology annotation, biological process: protein phosphorylation.
ACGACUUCCCCUUUUUACUUUCCACGAACGACCAAGAAAAUGGAAGAAGACGACGAAAAGAAACCACCUUCCCAGCCACCACUAUCACCAACUCCAAAACACACAAAAAUCGCCUAACCCCUCUCUCUCUCUCUCUCUCUUCAUCAUCUUCUUCAUCAACACUUUUUUUCAGAUUUUUCUUCGAAACCCACCUCAAAUUCAAAAUACCCAGUAAAGAAUUCCAUACAAAAAGGGUAAAUGAUGAGAGUUUUCAUUAGUUUUCUCCUCUGUUUACUCUCUGUAACUUGUGCAGCCACUCCAAUCACCAACCCCAUUUGCCCAUUGGACCUUAACUAUGUCCUUAGAAUCCCAUGGACCGCCACCGAUUGCCGGAACCCCUUCUUCCAGACCACUGCCAAAUCUGCCAUGAAUGAUACCUCCAAAUUCCAUUGUUGUCAAACCCUCUUGUCCUUGUUUGGAAUCGCUUUGGCCCAACACCUCAAACAAACCUCUCAUUUCAACCUCCCAGACCUCGCAACCUCCAAUUCUUGCCUUCUUGAUUACCAGUCCAAACUCUCCUCUCUCUCCCUCCCUGCCAACCUUGUUUCCCAUUGCUUUGAUCCCUUACAAUUUGUGAUAUCAGCUAAUGUCUGCGCUGGUAUUCAAACCACUCGAGAUUGGGUUUCAAAACUUGGCCAGAACUCGCCUCUUGAUUCUGGGUGUCGGUCGAAUCUUGUUGGUUCUGGUUGUGAUGCUUGUGUGGCUGCUGGUUUCAAAGUUCAAGCUAUUUUGACAGGAAUUGAUGGUAAUAAAUCUCAUUCCAUGGAUUGCUUUUACUUUGCCGUUCUUUAUGCUGCUGCCAUUGUGAAUGAAUCUGGCCCUGAAGGCGACAGUGCUUUAGAUUGCAUUUUUAAUCUUCAAUUGAGUACUCAAAAGGGUUCAAAAAGUAAGCAUACUUCUCUAGUUUAUGGCCUUACUGCUGCUGCUGUAGGACUUUUAGUCGUUUUUGUUCUAUUGGGAAUAGGAUUUUGGUUGUACAAAAGCAAACAAUUGGCGAAGAACUCUAGCUUGGAGCUGGAUGAACAAGGGUCUAGACCACAUGCCAGGCCAAACACUGGAUCAAUUUGGUUCAAAGUUCAUGAGCUUGAGAAGGCAACUGAUAACUUUUCUUCAAAGAAUUUCAUUGGCAGAGGUGGGUUUGGUUUAGUUUACAAAGGGAGAUUACCUGAUGGAAGCAUGGUGGCUGUAAAGAAAGUAAUUGAAUCAGAUUUUCAAGGCAAUGCAGAGUUCUGCAAUGAAGUUGAAAUUAUCAGUAAUCUAAAGCACAGGAAUCUUGUUCCACUUAGGGGCUGCUGCGUGGUUGAUGAGGGUUUUGAUGAGAGUUCAAGUGAGAGAUACCUUGUUUAUGAUUACAUGCCAAAUGGAAAUCUUGAUGAUUAUUUGUUCCCUAUACCAUCUGAUCAAGAUGGAACUGUGAAGAACUCAUUGACAUGGCCUCAAAGGAAGAACAUUAUCUUGGAUGUGGCAAAAGGCUUAGCUUAUCUGCACUAUGGAGUGAAGCCUGCAAUAUAUCACAGAGAUAUCAAGGCGACAAACAUAUUGUUAGAUGCAGAUAUGAGAGCGAAAGUUGCAGAUUUCGGGCUUGCCAAACAGAGUAGGGAAGGACAGUCGCAUCUAACGACUCGAGUUGCAGGAACUCAUGGGUAUUUAGCUCCUGAAUACGCGCUUUAUGGACAACUAACUGAGAAGAGCGAUGUUUAUAGCUUUGGAGUGGUGGUUUUGGAGAUAAUGUGUGGGAGAAAAGCUCUUGAUUUUUCUUUGGCAUCGUCGCCACGUGCGUUCUUGAUAACGGAUUGGGCUUGGUCAUUGGUGAAAGGUGGAAAGAUAGGGGAAACUUUAGAUCCUUGUCUUGUGAAAGAUGGAGAUUGUUCUAAUUCAAAUCCAAAAGGCAUAAUGGAGAGGUUUGUUGCGGUUGGAAUUUUGUGUUCUCAUGUGAUGGUGGCUUUGAGGCCUACCAUUAUGGAUGCUCUGAAGAUGUUGGAAGGUGACAGUGAAGUUCCUCAAAUUUCUGAUCGGCCAGUGCCUUAUGGGCAUCCUUCAUUUGUUGGUGAUGGCAGCAACUUCAGCAUAUCACGACAUUAAGCAGACCUCAAAUUCUGUGAGAUCUCGCAUCGAUUGGGGAGGGGACGAAGCAUUCGUCAUAAGAGUGUGGAAACCUCUCCUUAGUAGAUGCGUUUU